AUGGACCUUAAAAACGGAUUCAGAGCGUUGAAAAACGUCAGGAUGGGUAUACCUGGAAAAAGUCAACGACCGUUCAAUGGCCAGUCAACGCCGGUCAACGGUCAACGAGCUAACACUGGUGAGAAGGUAGAUGGAAAGCUUCGAUAUGCAAUUAAUGGAGUGUCCUUUGUGGAGUCAGCCACUCCUUUGAAACUUGCGGAAUACUACGGAGUUGCAGACAAGGUUUUCAAGUAUAAUAAUAUUCUAGAUGAGCCACCAGCUGAGAUCUCAAAAGUAGCUCUAGAACCUAUUGUCCUCAACAUGACACAUAAAAGCUUUGUGGAAAUUAUAUUCCAGAAUCGUGAAAUGGCCAUUCAAUCUUGGCAUGUCGAUGGCUAUGCAUUCAUCGAUGUGGCCGUAGAGAUAGGAAAAUGGAGUUCAGAAAAGAGGAUGAACUAUAAUCUUCUAAAAGCGGUGAGCAGGCACACCAUUCAGGUAUUCCCACAUUCAUGGGUUGUUGUCCUUGUCUCUCUCGACAACUGCAGAAUGUGGAACAUAAGGUCCGAGAAAUGGGACAUGCAUUACCUUGGACAACAGCUUUACAUUAGUCUUCUUUCCCCUAAAUGUUCCAUGAGGGACGAAUACAACUUGCCUGACGACGUAAUGACUUGCAGCGUCGUGGAAGGCAUGCCAAGGCCUCCUCCAUUUGGUAGUUAA
Hibiscus syriacus is the source of this 696-nucleotide messenger RNA. RefSeq names its product L-ascorbate oxidase homolog. The record is from RefSeq and is a predicted model, not a curated record. Bases 1 to 696 code for a protein of 231 amino acids. The transcript has 3 exons. Gene Ontology annotation, molecular function: copper ion binding; oxidoreductase activity. NCBI's taxonomy places the organism in Eukaryota, Viridiplantae, Streptophyta, Magnoliopsida, Malvales, Malvaceae.